Molecule: messenger RNA, 1647 nt
Organism: Boleophthalmus pectinirostris (great blue-spotted mudskipper)
Lineage: Eukaryota; Metazoa; Chordata; Actinopteri; Gobiiformes; Gobiidae
Product: sphingosine kinase 1
Exons: 6
Coding region: 1-1647 (548 amino acids)
Biological process (GO): negative regulation of apoptotic process; cellular response to growth factor stimulus; sphingosine biosynthetic process
Cellular component (GO): membrane; intracellular membrane-bounded organelle; cytoplasm
Source: RefSeq, a predicted model, not a curated record
AUGGAGAAGGAUGUCCCUGCACCGGACCCGUCCUGCCUGCGGAACGGGGCGGGGGGUGUCCUGUACGGGGAGUUCAGCGACUCUCAGAACGACAGCCUCCGCUACUCCGUGAGCCUGUCCGAGAGCGCGCUCACCAUCCAGCGGAUCUCCUCGUCCCCCGACCGAACUAACGUGGUCUUUAACUUGACGGACUGUGUGGGCUGCCGGGCGUACCGAGCCCCGGACAGCGGGGAUGUGGGCGCGUACUUUACUGCCUAUUUCUACCCGUUCAAGCGGCGUUGGAUGAGCGCUGGAGUGGCGCGCCAAAGAGUGGAGCAGUGUUUUCGGGUCGCUCUGGUCCAGGACCCCAGCGCCAACCUCCAGGAGGCUGAGAGGUGGGCUCGGGCCAUCAGAGAUGCCUCCGCGCUGCAGGCACCGAGAGCGGACGGUGCAGUGUACGCAGAGGUGAGGCGGCCGUGUCGGGUCAUGAUCCUGGUGAACCCGAACAGUGGGCGUGGCCAGGCCCUGCAGCUCUUCAGUGGGCACGUGCAGACCAUGCUCACCGAGGCGUCCGUCCCAUACAAACUCGUCAUCACAGAGGCGAAGAACCAUGCCCGUGAGCUGGUGAGGAAGGCCGACCUGACGCAGUGGGACGCUCUGGUCAUCUUGUCCGGAGAUGGGCUCUUGUUUGAGGUGAUAAAUGGACUGAUGGACCGCGAGGACUGGCAGCAGGCCAUCCAGACCCCCCUCGGCAUCCUCCCGGGCGGCUCCGGCAACGCCCUGGCAGCCUCCGUCCACCACUAUUCACAGGCACCUCCAGCGUGGAACGAGGAGCUUCUUCUGAGCUGCGGUUUCAUGCUGUGCAAGGGCCUGGUGGGCUGCAUGGACCUGGUCUCCGUCCACCUCUCCUCCAGACAACGCCUCUUCUCCUUCCUCUCCAUCGCCUGGGGCUUCGUGGCCGACGUCGACGUGGAAAGCGAAAAGUACCGCCACGUUGGAGCCAUCCGAUUCCUCAUGGGCACUUUGGUCCGCCUCGCCACCUUACGAGUUUACCAAGGCAGGUUAGCGUACCUACCUAUAGACGAAACCUCCAAAAUCCAAAAAGGGAAUUCUUCACCUAUGUCUCUUUGCUCGCCUCUACCUUGCCGUGUCAUUCCGAAAUCUCCGAACCAGAACUCCGUGUUGCGUUGUAGCAGCACCAACUCCAACCAGAACACCAUAAGCAAGACUUCCAUUGAAACUCAAAGCGACGGUAAAACCAAAGCGCUUUUACUGGACUCUUUGCUUCCGAGUUUGGAUCAACCAGUGCCCGAAAGUUGGACAGUCGUCAAAGAGGAAGACUUCGUUCUAGUUCUGGCCAUUUACCAAUCGCACCUCGCUGAAGAUUUGUGGACAGCACCUGGAGCUUUAGCGGACGAUGGCGUGAUUCAUUUGUUCUACGUGACCGGCGGAAUCUCGAGACCUGCCCUUCUGCGGUUGUUUUUGGCGAUGGAGAAGGGAGCGCACCUGGAUUGUGGUUGUCCGUAUCUGAUGUACGAAAAGGUGAAAGCUUUCAGGUUGGAACCGUUAACGCCGCAGGGGAUGAUCGCAGUGGACGGGGAGACGGUGGAGUACGGGCCGAUCCAGGCGCAGGUUCACCCGGGCAUCGCGAGACUCAUAUGUGGAUAG